Messenger RNA from Lasiosphaeria miniovina, 6515 nucleotides. RefSeq lists its product as uncharacterized. Lineage: Eukaryota; Fungi; Ascomycota; Sordariomycetes; Sordariales; Lasiosphaeriaceae. The coding region runs from base 115 to 6243 and encodes 2042 amino acids. The transcript is spliced from 3 exons. Gene Ontology annotation, cellular component: phagophore assembly site. Gene Ontology annotation, biological process: reticulophagy; autophagy of mitochondrion; autophagosome assembly. Gene Ontology annotation, molecular function: phosphatidylinositol-3-phosphate binding. The record is from RefSeq and is a predicted model, not a curated record.
CCCUGCGCUGUACAUAAUCAGUAGUAGGCUUCCUCGAGUUCCUGGAACGCCUGCCCCCCCCGAAGCAGCGGCAACAACGAGAAAUCGACAGAAUAAAUCACAAUAACCGCCAUCAUGGCCUUCUUCCUGAAAUCGUUCCGCAGCUCGCUGAUGCCCAAGCAGCUGCUGCGCUUUGCGCUGUCGCGGCUUGAAGUGCUCGACUCGCAGACGCUCGACUUGGACAACCUCGACUUUGCGCUGGGGAGGAAUACCGUGCUCGAGUUUCGAGAUGUCGGCCUCGUUCUGCAGAAACUCGAACAGCUCCUGGAGCUCCCCCCGACCUUCUCAAUACAACGAGCCAAGAUACUCGUGCUCCGCGUUACCAUCCCUAUGGACUUCUACACAAGCCCGAUAACAGCCGAGAUCGACGGCGUCGACGUCAGGUUAAAAGUGGCGUCCAAGGAACAAGCGACGAAGCGGAGGAAGAGCCAAGAUAGCCACGAAGUCGUCCCCACCGCCGUCGACCUCGCCCAGUCCUUCUUAGAAACCCAGCCGUCGUCCGAGAAGAAGGAGCUCGAAGAAGCCCUGGUAGCCGAGUCGCAGGACCUCGGAGCCUCGAUAACCUCGAACGCGUCAGAGGCCGACGACGACAGCUCCUCGUUUGGCACCGGCCAGGCCUUGUCUCUGCCUACCUUCCUCGCCGAUUUCCUUCAGGGCAUCGUGAACAGGAUGCAGAUUCGUAUCCAGGGUGUCACAUUCCAGGUCGAUAUGGAAGUCCCUGUUGACCCCAGCACUCCGACUGCUGAGCUGGUCACCUUCCAGCUGUCGCUGGACAGCGUCAAGGUUGAGGGUGUUACGACGACGACAGGUGAAGCGGACGGAAUUCCGGCUCUUGUUCCCAAGGAGGGCAAGCGGCACAUCUUGCUAGACAACAUCCGCGCCUUUUUGAUAUUAGAGGCGAACGUCUUCUCGACGCUGACGCGGUCUCCGUCAAUGCCAUCUUCGGCUGCCUCGCGGUCGCCAGUCACAACCCCCGCACAAUUAUUCUCCCACCCAAGCGCUGGACUGGAGAUGAGCAUGGGUUCAGAUGCUUUGGCGAGGUCAGAAGAGCUUGCGCAGAGCCACUACACUUUGCAAGACAGCGAGGACGCUUUCGACAUCCCAUACGACUUUGACCCUAACGAUAUUGAAGACGACGUUGGAGAGCCGGCUUCGUCCUUGUCCACCCCGAGAGCCUCCAUAUAUCAAGACUUCUCCCCGCGAUCACCCCUCGAGGAGCGCGCGCAGUCGGAAAUUGUAGAACCUGAACCAGCUCCAUGGGCGACCUUCGAUCGGGAGGCCCAGUCUGAACCCUAUCUCCGAGAGUCAGAAGACUCAUUAGCGCUGCAUACCACAUCACCAGGCGUCUCUGUUUACUCUGGAUCAGGCAGCUCUGGCUCUGGUGCUUCUAGAGCAGAAGACUUGACGCAGUCACAUCUCUACAGCCACGAAGACGCCGAGAGCAUGUACAUGAGUGCAUUUUCCCAAGCCCAGUCGGUCAAGCUGCGUAAUUCCAUGCCAGGGUCAUGGGAUGAGGAGGAAUCAUCACUAGAAGAAUAUUCCUCACCCCGGGACGUGGUUGCGUCUCCUCCCCGAAGCCCUCAGUUCCAGUCGUCACCGGAGCCGGAAAUACGAGAUACACCGGCUCAAGAGGACGAUGCUGUUGCUGAAUCGACGCUGUUGCAGCUACUAGUUGAGCGGCCCCUGACCCCUAUUGACACGGCAGUUUCUAGCGAGGUGAAGCCAUCAUCUGCAGAAAAUUCCCCCGUUGUAGACCCGGAGCCGCAGCAGGAUGAUAUUCCCACGCCUCGCGGACCAACCCGUUUAGUCAAGGAGAUUGUAUCCUUGAGCUCCAUUUCGGUCUAUAUCCCAUCAGCACCCAAGCGCAUCCAAAUCUACAGCCCUGACCUCGGCAAGUCUGUUUCGCCGAAUCUCCCAGGGACAUUCUCCGUCCACUCUGCCGCACCUACGAGCCCAGGGCUUGCUCCUAUCCCGGUGAUCUCAGAAGAAAGACCCCACGACAACUCUGUCGAGAUUAUCCUGCGUCCUGUGGAAAUUCGGUUUGAUGCCUCAAUUGGUUUUUUACUGGCCAUGGUUGUUUCGCGGCUGCUCGAGGCUACCCAAAGCCCGCCAAGCGAGAGCCGCGAUUCAGGGGCAACCAAGCCGAGCCCGAAGACGCCAGAUAUCAAGCUCAUUAUCGAGGAACUGUCUUUAAAUUUCUUCGAGAAGAUCGCGGGUGUGGCAGAUACGCCCCAAAGGCUGUUCGAAAAACGCACUGUCGGGUUCGACUCGGACAUCCUGCUCAAGGCUAGCAUAACUGAUCUCAGAGGGUCCGUUUCUAAAUCGGGUCCGCAGACCGAAGCGAGCAUCAGCAUCGAGAAGUUCCGGUUUGGCUAUGCAAACGAUGAUAUCAUUUCGUUCGACCGUCAAGUCCAGAUGUAUGAGUCGGUGGCAAACACGUUCCCAACGGCUGGGCAGGACAUAUCUGUCAAUGUCACCAGCUCGUCUGAUUUCUCGAGAGCUGAGAUCAACACGCUGCCACUCCAUGUUAAGCUGGACCUACAGAGACUGGAUGAAACAUUCAGCUGGUUCGGCGGGCUGAGUAGCUUCCUUAACAUGGGCUCCUCAAUUACGUCAAACGCGCCAAAGGGGAACAAGAAUCCAACGAAGGCGGCCCAGAAACCGCGCGGCGUUCGAUUCGAAACCCCCAUCAACCCGGAUGACCGCACAGCGAGCAAGGAGAACAAGACCGACUUGCGCAUCAACGGCCUCCGUGUGGAUGUUGUCGGCAAAGAAUGUAGCGUCGUAUUGAAUACGAGCGCCCUCAAACUGGUCAGCAGAGAGGAGGGAAUCGGCAUCCAUUUCAGCAGGGUGCGGUUGGCCGGCCCGUAUCUGAGAAAUUCCCGAGCCGAAGUCCCGGUUGUUGUAGAGAUUGCAGAUACGAGGCUCGAAUACAUCAUGCUUCCUCGAACGAAGGACUUGGAGAGACUCCUGGAGCUUAUUACGCCCUCGAAGGUGAAGUUCGACGAGAACGAGGACGAGAUUAUGGUGGACACGCUUCUCAGACAACGGAGAAAGGGCCCCGUUCUUUCUCUGACUGUCAGCAGGGUUAGAGUUGAUGCGGGUAGGUUACAACAACUGGCCUGCCUCCCAGGCCUUGUCGAAGACCUCGCCAAGCUCGGAACGGUUGCCAAAUACCUGCCCGAAGACGACCGGCCAGGUCUUUUGACGCUCGGUCAAGUCAAGCAUAUUGAAUGCGAAAUUGAGAUUGGGGGUCGAUUUGGCGCUAUCCAGGCAUCCCUCAGAGACGUCGACCUGGCGAAUAUCUCGGUGCCCUCGCUGGUAGCUGUCGCCGUCGGCUCAAUCUCUGUCAACCGGAACCAGAUAGAAGAGCUUGUGGGCACCUCGAGUACGGCAGCAUCCGGCAUCACGCAGAAGCCGCCGGUUCUAAUGAUGAGGAUGAUUGACGACAUCGAGCCGGUUCUCAAGGUCAAGCUCAUGGGACUGAGCGUCGAGUACCGUGUCCCCACCAUUAUGGAUGUGUUGGGACUGUCAGAAGAUGCCACGCCCCAGGACUUUGAAGCCGGGCUCGCCGCCUCGGUCGCGAACCUGGGAGAUCAGGCACAUUCGGUGAUUAAAGGAGCACCUUCAAGCUCAGCAAACCCUGUAGAACAGGUAAAAGCCGCGAAACCCAUUAAGGUUGAUGUUGCUUUUCGCGACUGUAUUGUCGGCCUUAACCCACAUCACCUCCCUUCCAAAUUGGCUCUCGUGCUUACGGAUGCGCGUGUCGAGGCGACUCCCGGGAAGAACAACACGGUUCACGCGGUUGCUUCCUUGAAGAAGGCCUCGGUUCUCUUGAUUGACGAUAUCUCGAUCUUGGACUCGGACGAGCCGCCCUUUGCCUCAACACGGCAGUCGGUCGUCACGCCAUCCCCCCAAGUCAGGGAGCUGUGCGGUAUGGGAUAUGUCAAUAUUUGCCAGAUCUCCUCUGCCAAAGCGACGGUGAAGAUUGUCAAAGAUUCCGAGGACGAAUCCCAUGUAGAGAUUGAAGUCAGGGAUGAUCUCUUGGUUCUCGAGACUUGCGCCGACUCGACUCAGACGCUCAUCGCUCUGGGCAAUGGCCUUAAGCCGCCAACCCCGCCAAGCAAAGAAGUCAAAUACAGGACGUCGGUCGUUCCCGUUGAAGAUCUCUUGGCAUCCAUCACCGCAGAUGCAUUCGGCAAGGCUGAGGGCGACUACGAUUUUGACAAUGAUUUUGCCAUGGCCCAGGAGCUUGGUGACUUUGGAAGCGAAUACGACGAAUAUGAAGACCACGACAGCCCACUUCAACUAGACUCUCAGUACUACGACGAAGGCGCCGUCCAGGAGGAGUUGUUCAAUGCCACGUCUUCUUCCAUGUUGGGGGAGCGCACGACUGUAGAGGAAACCAGCGAUGGCAUCCUGCUCAGCACUGCGAGCUUCGGAGCUGACAGCGGCAGCGAUGACCUUCGCGUCGACGACAACUUCUUCGGCUCGGCAUCUGUAGUCCGGGGCACAGCUCACCGCUGGAACUCGAAGAAGAACACAUAUGACCAAUCUAACGAUGUCAAGGUCCAGCAGAGCCCCUUAAAGCUUUGCGUCCGCGACGUGCACGUCAUCUGGCACUUGUUUGACGGCUACGACUGGGCACGCACUCGAGAGGUCAUUACCAAGGCCGUCCAGGAUGUUGAAGCAAAGGCGUACGAGCGGCGCGCUCGGACCGACCGCCGGGGUGUCUACGAGAAAGAGGUUGAGGAUGGGGAUACCGUUAUUGGCGAUUUCCUGUUCAAUUCUAUCUACAUCGGUAUCUCAGCCAACCGCGACCCUAAGGAGCUGGCGCAGGCCAUCAACCAGGACCUGCAAGACAACGCCACGGACACGGAGUCAAUUGCCACCACGGCCGUCACCGCCACCACGGCCCGGCCCGGCGGGCAGCAUCGAUCAAAGUCCAAGAACCUGAAGCUGAACAGGAGCAAGCGCCACAAGAUCACGUUCGAGCUCAAGGGCGUGAACGUGGACCUGGUCACCUUCCCGCCCGACUCAAGCGAGACUCUGAAUUCCAUCGACAUCCGCAUCAAUGACAUCGACGUUUUUGACCACGUCCCAACAUCGACGUGGAAGAAGUUUGCCAUGUAUGACCACGACGCUGGCGAGCGGGAGCUGGGCGCGAGCAUGGUCCACCUUGAGCUUCUCACCACCCGGCCCGUGCCGUCCAUGCCGGCCUCUGAAAUAGUGCUCAAGGUUACAGUUUUGCCGCUGAGACUGCAUGUCGAUCAAGAUGCGCUUGAUUUCAUCACUAGGUUUUUUGAGUUUAAGGACGACUCGGCUCCGGUCCACGCCUCCCCAACCGACAUCCCCUUUAUACAACGCGCCGAGAUCAACGACAUCCCCAUCAAACUUGAUUUCAAGCCGAAGCGAGUCGACUACGCUGGCUUGCGUUCGGGCCACACAACCGAGUUCAUGAACUUCUUGAUCCUCGAGGAUGCUCGCAUGACCCUGCGCCACGUCAUUCUAUAUGGUGUGUCAGGGUUCGACCGCCUGGGUAUCCAGCUGAACGACCUCUGGACGGACAACGUCAAGAGAACGCAGCUGCCUGGAAUUCUGGCUGGGCUGGCCCCGGUACGCUCGGUUGUGAAUGCUAGUAGUGGAUUUAGAGAAUUGAUCGAGAUUCCUAUCCGGGAGUACCGCAAAGAUGGCCGCAUCGUGCGCAGCAUCGGAAAGGGAGCAGCGGCAUUUGCCAAGACCACAGGCACCGAGGUCGUCAAGCUCGGUGCCAAGCUCGCGAUCGGGACCCAGUAUGCUCUGCAAGGAGCCGAGGGACUCCUCACUUCGAAUCCCCACGGAGAGGGAACGUCAGCUGCUGUGGCGGUAGGGGAAUGGGAGGACGAGAUUCCAGAGGAGAAGAAGCAGAUUAGCCUCUAUGCGGAUCAGCCCUUGGGUAUCAUCCAGGGCAUGAGGGGUGCGUAUGCCAGCUUGGCCAGAGAUCUCUCGAUGGCGAGGGAUGCCAUCAUUGCGGUGCCCGCGGAGGUAAUGGACAGCCAGAGCGCUCAAGGGGCGGCGAAGGCGGUGCUUAGGCGGGCCCCGACCAUCAUAUUCCGCCCCGCCAUCGGAGCUACCAAGGCCAUCGGACAGACUCUUCUCGGGGCGACGAACUCGCUCGAUCCCGCGAACAGGAGGCGAAUGGAUGCCAAAUACAAGAAGCACUAAAUCUCUUGUGCUAUCUACCGCGGCUGGUCAUGACCGCGCUAUCUGAGAACGGGCAGGUGUCUUGUGGAACGUGUGUAUUCUCACCGUCGUUCUACCGAUAUCCCCGACAUGUUUUUUCUUCUGUCACUUUCCAUUGUACUGUACGAACCUUGCAUGUUUUCUUUUGUCAUUCUUGUCUUACACGAGGCCGCAUGAGCUCUAUGAAAGACGGCGCACUAUGACGAUCUCACACACCAGAAUAAUCUGCAUCUAGACUGGCGCUGGACGGAGCA